CCACCCGGACUGUAUUAGUGAGUGCACCAGUGUAAGCUGUCUCGGUCUGGGCUCAUGGUGACCUCCUGGUGAUGGCGAGUUACAGCAGAACAGCCCAGCAAUGGGCAACCUUUGCCAGGUCAUGGUACCUUAUUGAUGGAAAAAUGCAACCUCCAGGAAAAAUCGCAUCUCUCUGCGCUGUCCAUCUUAAAGGGAAACACAAGCCAAUUUACCACGCACUGAGUGACUGUGGGGACCAUGUGGUGGUGGUAAACACCAGACAUAUUGCAUUCUCAGGAAAUAAAUGGGAGCAGAAGGUGUAUUCCUCUCACAGUGGUUACCCAGGAGGUUUCAGACAAGUGACUGCUGCAGAACUUCAUCGAAGAGACCCAACAGCAAUUGUGAAAUUGGCUAUAUAUGGAAUGCUACCAAAAAACCUGCACAGACGAACAAUGAUGGAACGAUUGCACCUCUUUUCUGAGAACGAUAUUCCUGAAGAAAUUCUGAAGAAUCUUGUUACAGAAAUCCAGCAACCGAGGAAAAUCCCCAAGAGACUGGAUGAAUACUCUAGGGAGGAAGUCGAUGCGUUUCCCAGACUUUGGACUCCGCCUCCAGACUUUUUAAUGAAAUAACGAAUGCAGAAGAUGCCCAGUUGUCAACAAAAACUACCAAGGAUAAACAACGUCAAAAAACCAAGAGCUACACAAUUCCUGUUCUAGACCUCCGUUAAUGUUUAUUAAAAUACGAGCAUUUUGUGUUAAUAAAAUUUUGAAUAUGUC
Molecule: messenger RNA, 758 nt
Organism: Pelobates fuscus (common spadefoot toad)
Lineage: Eukaryota; Metazoa; Chordata; Amphibia; Anura; Pelobatidae
Gene: MRPL13
Product: mitochondrial ribosomal protein L13
Exons: 7
Coding region: 72-611 (179 amino acids)
Biological process (GO): negative regulation of translation; translation
Cellular component (GO): ribosome; mitochondrial large ribosomal subunit
Molecular function (GO): structural constituent of ribosome; mRNA binding
Source: RefSeq, a predicted model, not a curated record